This is a messenger RNA of Uloborus diversus, 4119 nucleotides long. Its product is annotated as exportin-4-like. The record is from RefSeq and is a predicted model, not a curated record. The transcript is spliced from 24 exons. Bases 11 to 3394 code for a protein of 1127 amino acids. NCBI's taxonomy places the organism in Eukaryota, Metazoa, Arthropoda, Arachnida, Araneae, Uloboridae. Gene Ontology annotation, cellular component: nuclear pore; cytoplasm. Gene Ontology annotation, molecular function: small GTPase binding; nuclear export signal receptor activity. Gene Ontology annotation, biological process: protein export from nucleus.
AGUUUCAGCCAUGGCGGAACAAAUAAUCCGUGAGCUGGAGGCCGCUGCCGAAAUUUUAAUGGCUCCGCCCAAUGUCGUCAGCAGUGAACAAAGGCAUUGUGCAGAAUCGGUAUUUAUGAACUUCCAGAAGACCAGAUCGCCAUUCCAUCUUUGCCAGUUAAUACUUGCCAACAGCCGCUCAGACUAUGUUCAGUUCCAGGCUGGUUCCCUUCUCAAGCAAGCUAUCAUCCGAGAAUGGAAGGAAGUGGACAAAGGAAACCUUGUGCAGCUUAGAACUGGUUUACUUAACUUUGUGGUUCAGAAUCCUACCCUCCAGAAUUAUGUUCGAGAGCAGCUACUUCUUGUUGUGGCUAUCAUGGUGAAACGUGCCAGUGUAGAGGAGACUGAGAGCAAGAUUGUAGGAGAGUUCUUGAAUGAAGUUUCACAACUUAUAAGUAGUGGAGAUGCAGCCAUGCAAGUGAUUGGUUGCUCCAUCCUAACAGCACUCCUGAAUGAAUUUUCCAGUUCUACUCGAGCCAGUGAUGUAGGCCUCACAUGGGAAACUCAUUUGACUGCUAAGAGGCGAUUCGAGAGAAAUGAUCUGAAAAGACUGUUCCAGUUUUGUCUGCAAGGCCUAAGCGAGUUGAACAAGGUGGGUGGAGUGCCUCCUGAAACAGCACGUCUCUUCAAAAAGUUUCUUAUCAUUGCAGAACAGGUUCUCACCUGGAACUUCCAGUUUGCAAUGCUACUUCCUCGCAAGCUAGUGGGCAUGUUUGAAUCUCAGCAGUGCCCGGCGCUACGACCCACAGUUGACUGGCAUGAAGUAUUUGUUGAUCCAACAGUCAUCCAACUCUUCUACAAGCUUCAUUGGCAGGUACGAGAAAUCCCUGAUUUGUGCCAUCACACACUUCAGUGCCUACAUCAACUGUCCUCCUUGAACGGGCAAGUUCUCAGUAAGAAAGAGGACAGGCUUAGCUACCUCCGUUGUUUUGUUGAGAAUCUCGUCCAUCUCCUUAAUGGGGGCCCCUUAAGAGAUCAUGAGGUGAUUGGAAUCUCUAACAUGUUGAGCCGCCUGCAUGUAUUCUUCCCGGCCCUCUACAUAAAUUCCCUCCCACCAGAGAUAUUGCAGGCCUACCUCUCACAAAUGACUGCUCUCACGUGUAAAUGCAUUGAUAUGGCUGCACAUGAGGAUAAGUCACAAGAUGACCGGGUCUACAAUGAGGGAUUUGAGCAUCUGUUGGAUGCAUGGCAGAUGGUGCUACAAGAUAACCAGUACUUUGCUCCAGAACUGGUACAGCAGGCUUCCGUCCAAAUAUUCAACCAAUACCUCAAAACACAUCUCUCCCCACCAGAAGGAACACGCCCUCAAAGUGCUCCAGAAGAGAUUGAAGAGGUGGAAGAGAAUGAUCGAACCAAAUACUGGGAUCAGCUGUCAGCCAUUGGGCUCUUUGCCCGCCACAUUUUGCACCAUUGUGUACCCAUCUUGGUCAGGCUGCUUGAAGAUCGGUUGACACGCCUGCAUGGUCAGUUGCAACGAAUGCAGCAGUGUGGAGGGGCCGAAGACAAUACCAUCCUAGAGAUGCUGAAUGAAGAUAUCCAUUGGCUGCUUCUCAUUAGUGGGCAUGUGCUGUCAUCUGUGAGUGAAGGAGAGACCUCCCUAAUUCCUUUGGAGAUAAUUCGGUACAGCAUGAGUCAAACAGAAAACGUUAACAUUGAGACCACGUUGCGUGUCUUGGCUUCUCCUUCACACCGUGUCUGCGAUAUUCCUGGUGCUGAGACGUCCACAGAUCCAGUUGUCAGAUUGGUGGCUGGAGUGUUUCGACUGUGUGAGGUGGAGAGGCGUGCUUUAGAGGCAAACCUCUCCCACCUAAUGAGCCCAGAAGUUGGGACAUCUCUGGCUUGGUUCUUGGGUCGCUUUGCAGUCACUUACCUGAUGCCAAACGAAGCCUACUAUUCCGAGAUGAGCCUAAGCUUGACACAGGCAUUCGGUAAAGAUACUGAGGCUGGACGAUGGACUUUGGAUUUUGUAAUCGGGAAGUUGGAAUCAGAUUUGCUGCUGUGGCCAGGAGAGGUAUCCCUUCUCGAGGAGUGCUGCUCUAGCCUCGGGAUGGUCCUAAACAACAGUGAAAGGGGGGAGCAGGCUAUAACUUGCACUUCUUUCUUGAGUCUUCUGAAGCGUCAACAAGGUGGUGUGUUCCAUGCCCUGCCUCCUGUGGCCAAACGACAGCUGCUCAAGUCUCUAGUGUUAGUUGGAGCAUACAAUGAGAAUGCAGACAUGAGGAAGCGCUAUUGGAUGGAGGUUCUGAAACCAUUGCAGGAGCGACUACAGGCCCUGGUGUGUUCCCCCUCAACCUUACAGGCAGAGGCGGUGGACUUGCUGGAGUGCAUAGGGGGCCUCCUAGAAGGAUGCUCUCCUGGAAACUUGGGAGCCCAAGGAGCCUCUCUCCUUGUUCCCCUCCUUUCUCCCUUGUUCCCUGCCCUCGUGAAGCUAAUGGAGCGCUACCACUCCUAUGGGCAGGUUCUCUCACUACUAUUUGGUGUGCUUUGCAUAGCUGCCAAGAGGAUACUAUGUUACUUGGCACAGAGUGAUGCAAAUAAUCUGUACAAAUGCUGUAUUGAUGUAAUCAGCAUUUAUGCUAAACACAAUACUGGAAGACUGAGUCAGGAAGUGACAGCAGAGGAGGACCAAUUUCAAGACCUGUUAGCACUGAUGCAGCUUCUGACCGACCUACUCUUCAGGGACUUCAUUGAGUUUGGACCAUCACAAGCGCCAACACCUGUCACUGAGACUGGGGAGCCAUGUUGCACUGCAGCGGAUGUGGUGCUGUUCGGGCUCAACAUAAUCAUGCCACUCAUGAGCAAGGAGCUUCUCAAUUUCCCGACCUUGUGCACGCAAUACUACAAACUGAUCACUUUUGUAUGUGAGAUUCACCCCAACAAACUGUUUGACAUUGAAGAAAACCUUUUCAAGUCCCUCUUCAACUCUGUUCGUCUUGGACUCACCUCAUUUACUCCCGAAAUAACAUCCUUGUGCCUGGAUUACUUGUCAAUCCUGGGUCUGUAUGUGAUCAAUCACAUGGGUACUAACCAACACCCUAACUUCACAGCUCUAGAACCAUUCAUCAAGAUUCUGCUAGAAAUGCUAUUGUUCCAGCCCCUUGACACAGACUUGACACAGGCUGGUAGUAGCACACUCUACACCCUUAUUUGUUGUUUUCAUGCACAAUACAAAUCAGCUGUUGCGGAGCUAGUAGAGUCUCGCCCUGAGCCUGAAGUUCGCCGAAGGCUUGGGGAGGCCUUUACCCUCCUUGAUGCCAGCAUCACACUCAGUCUUGACCGUUAUAGUCGCAUCAAGUUCCGGGAUGAGUUAGAGAGAUUUGUCACUGAAGCGAGGGGAUACCUAUGCGUCAAAUAAGAUAACUUCGCUUCAGUGCACGCAGACUUCUGUAUUUUCAAUGCUGCAAAGUGGGCAAUCUGGUCACCGGUCACAACUGUACUGAUAAAAUCUGUAUAUAACUUUGAAAAGAAAUGAACCAAUUUGGGAAGAGGUGAGUGCCUAGUGUUACUUAAGGUUAUUCACUUUGCAGCAUUUUUUGCAACUGUUGUGAUGGAGUUCAUUUGACUUUUCUCGCAAUUGUUUCAUUAAAGUUCAUCAGAUAUCCAAAGAUGGGAGUUGGACAUUAUGAAUUCCAAAGAUCGAAGAUAGCUGCCAAACAUAAAUGUUGGUGGGACAUUUUCCUCUUGCAUCUGUACAGUACUUUUGUAUAUAUGUUUGAUUGUCAUAAGAUACAAAUGUAAAUCUUUUGUCACUGGUUGGGGAAAGAAAUACUGCCUCUGCCACAACAUAGAGCCACAAUGAAAAAUAAUAUUAUUUUCCUCAGGAAGGGAUAUGAACAAACUACUUAGUAUGCAUACCUUUACCCUCCAUGAUGAACAAUACAGUAAGCUUAUUCUUGUUUCAUUGUAAAGCAGUGAAUGAUCUAAGCCAGUGGUGCCCAACUUUUUUUUUUUUACCCCAAGGCUCAUACUAAGAUGAAUCUUGCGGGCCACAACACAUACAAAAUUAAAAUAUCUUUAAAUAUUUUCUGAUAUAUAACACGGGAAAGGAAAUUACAAAUCAGGAACUUUUAUUAUCAUUAC